This is a messenger RNA of Cylas formicarius (sweet potato weevil), 457 nucleotides long. Its product is annotated as cuticle protein 19-like. The record is from RefSeq and is a predicted model, not a curated record. The transcript has 3 exons. The coding region runs from base 64 to 420 and encodes 118 amino acids. Lineage: Eukaryota; Metazoa; Arthropoda; Insecta; Coleoptera; Brentidae. Gene Ontology annotation, cellular component: extracellular matrix.
CUAUCAACCAACUCAACCAACUUGUUUCCUCUAUCAGAUAUUUUCAAAGCUUUUCAAGAAAGAAUGCAUCCUUUGACGGUCGCAGUCUUUCUUAUGGUCGCCAUUACCGCUGUUUUCUCGCACGGACACGAACACCACUUCGUUCCGCACUACCAUUUCGAAUAUGGGGUCCACGACCCGCACACCCAUGAUGUCAAGGAGCAGCACGAGUACCGUCACGGAGACCACGUCAAAGGAGGGUACACCAUGAAGGAAGCGGACGGCACCCACAGGAUCGUGGAGUACACCUCCGGACCCCACGAAGGUUUCCGGGCUGUGGUUAAACGCGUAGGCCAUGCCACGCAUCCCUCCCACCAUGGACACGAGCAUCCCACGAGUUACGUGGGGGUGACCCACUGGGGUCACGGGUCCGGACGCUAGAGUGGUGAUGUUGCCCCCAAGUGGUCGUUGUUGUUUU